GUCAGAUGUGAAGCACCAACCCGGCGACAACAUCGGGUGCCACAUUUUGGUGGUCUUGAACAUCCAUUGCACCUUUGCGCAACAGCCGCUUCUCCGCCGAGAGGUCCUCGCGGUGCACAAAGACAGCUUCCGAGAGGGCAGCGUCAGCGCGAGAGGCGAGAGGCACCACCUCCGGACCGCGUCCGAUCAUCUUAUCUCGAAAGCCUACGUUGUUUUUCCAAAAGUUCAUAAAAGAGGCCUCAGAGAUGGAGGCUACUAACAGCGAAGAUCAGGGAAGCCGGACUAGUGACAAAUGCUGCCAGACUGAGACACUUCAGGCCUGCAGUUGCCAAACAACAGAAAACCCUCAAGAGCCUUGUGGCAAAAAUCCAGUUCAUUCAGUUGAGCCUGGUGAUCCACCCCUGCUUCAGCAGCAGCUCCAGACCUCCAAGUCAGGAAUUCAUCAAAUCAUUGAGUGUUUUCGCUCAGGUACAGCUCAACUCAAACACAUGCUGCUGAAGGAGGUUGACACCAUAUUUGAGUGCAAAAUCUGUCGAAGUCUUUUCCGUGGUCUACCAAAUCUAGUCACACACAAGGAGCUCUAUUGCUUUUCCCGACAACCUCAAUCAGAUGAGCCAUCACAAGGUGGGCAGAGCCAAGCCAUCAAAGAACUUCUUCAAGCCAUUUAUCCACAGAAAGACCAAGAAAAACAUGUCAUUCAGCUGGAGGCUAUUGAGACCAACCCCAAUGCAGUGUUCCAACAAGUGGCACUGGUGGAAAUUCAGGACAUGCCAGAAAACCCCGCCCAUACACCCCAGACUAUGAUCCUGGUACCUGAGAAGAAAAAUCGCCACAAAUCUAUUUUGGCACCCAAAAAGGUCCAACAGUUAGAUUUUGAAGACGAGAUGGAAACGGAACCUGAAGAAUCACCUGCUAAAGAAGGUCAGAGCUGCGAAGAGCAAAUAAAGAUUGAGCCGGUAGAAGGGGAGGAAGAAGAAGAGGAGAGUGCCGCCUCAGAGGUAAAGGAGAUGAGGAUCUCUUGCUGCCUCUGCGGAAAAGACUUCAGCUCCAGACGUAGCGUACGACGCCACUGCCGGAAGAUGCACUGGCAGAGGAUGGAGGAGUUACGCAAAUUUACAGAGACGCGCACAGUGCCUACCAGCCUGCUAUCUAUGGUGAAGGACAAGCAUCCCGUUGAACCACCACCUUCUCCUGGGAAGAGUUGCCCAGUGUGCAAGAAGUCCUUUGCCACCAAGGCCAAUGUUCGUCGCCACUUUGACGAGGUCCACCGUGGUUUGAAGCGGGAUUUGAUCACACCGGACAUUGCCACAAGACCAGGCCAGCCUCUUUUACUUGACAGUCGUCCUCCUUCACCAGCGAAAGCACCAAGCUCUCCUCCGAAGCAAGAUAAGACAAAGCACAACCUGACAAAUUGUCGCUGCAAGCUGUGCAAACGCAAGUACAGCUCCCAACUAAUGCUUAGGCGGCACAUGCGAAUUGUCCAUAAGAUGCCCAUUCUAGAAAACGGCUCUCAGAAGGCCAAAUCAAAGCAUGAGAGAAGAGAUAAGGUUUACCCAAAGAAAGCGUCUAUCUCGAAAGCUUCAGAAGAUGAUGGAAACCACAGUGUGAGUUUUGACUUUAAGAGGAUCUACUGCUGGUUGUGUAAACGUCAGUUCAGUACCAGUCAGAACCUGGGCAAGCACAUUGCCGAACUGCACACUGAUGGAAACGACAGCAUCUACAUCAAGUUUUACCGAUGCCCCAUCUGCAGAUACGAGUCACGCCGGAAGCGUGACGUCAUCCGGCAUAUCACAGUGGUGCACAAGAAGUCUUCACGCUAUCUGGCUAAAGUUAUGCCUGCCUUGGAGAACCAUGCAGUCAAGAAACCAGCUGAUGCAGUCUUGAACAGUGCAAACAAAAAAACAAAAGAAGAGGGUAGUGGGAAGCAUAAAACAGAAGACCCUCCAGCUUCUCCUAAAAGCUGUCAAGAAGAUCCUCUUGUAUCUUCCAAAGCAAAGAAACAAGAAUCCCCAACAUCUCCAAACACUCGAAAGCAUUCAGCUCUUACGUCACUUAACACAGGCAAACUCGAGUCUCCGCUUACACCAAAUAGACAAGACAAGAACCUUCAAGCAUCCAAGAACCCACAUGUCACUCGCAGUCAUAAUGUUAUCAAGGGCCCACCCAUCACCAGAAGCCAGGAGACAUGCACGGAGGUUAGGGUAACGAAAAACUUUUCCCUUCACGCAUGCGAUAUGUGUGGCCGGGCAUUUGCCAAAAAGGUCUACCUUGAGACGCACAGGCGGAGACACAGGACUGCCAUCGCAAGUGGGGACAAAUUACAAGGAAGAAGCACUCGAUCAAAGGCCCUCAUUUGACUGUUUUUCUCUGAAUACGUAGCACAUUUGCACUGGACUCCAUGGAUGACUUUAUCUCCAUGUAAAAGAAGAGGAAGCGAUAUGGACAGACUUGUGGGUAGAAAACAGAGGAUAACCUUUUCAUAGAGGGGUUUAAUGAGACGAGAGAAAAAAAAAGUGCACCAAAAAUGUUAUUCCAGCUUUUUACUCUGGAGGGCGCUGUUGUAAAAGAAAUGGUAUGCACCCUUUAAAAGGUGAUUAGUCUUCAAUUGAUUUUGAAUGAGUUUGACUGAUUACUGGUGUUGACAAAAAAAAAAAAAAAAAAAAAAAAAAAACAACUCUCAAAAUGAAUUUUGAUUAAUUUGUAAACGGAUUCUACCACUAUUUUUUGUAUUCUCUCCGACAGUUUAAAAAUACACAAAGAAUGUUUCAUAAAUGGACAAUGGACAGACAUAGGAGGUUGCUUUGUAUAUGUACAGCAUGUCUAACUAAUGUUAAAUAUUCAUAAGUAGAUAAGUUAAUGUAACUGCUUCAUAUUUUCCUGCCAUGUGAUCACCUCUCUAAUCAACUAUGGAUUGAAAUGCUGCUAUCUGUUAGAAAUGUUAGAAAUGUACUUAUAUUUCUUCUACCCUUUAAGUCGAAGCCUACAUAUUAAGCUGCUCAGGAUGUGUCUUAAUUGAGAGCCCAGUUUUUUUUUUUUUUAACCAGCUUAAACUUUGUGUUUGUCUUUAACGAAAGGUUGCAACUUUGACUAAAAUAAAAUAUAAUACUACUGUAUUUGUUUAGUUUGGUAGCCUACUAACUAAAGCUAAUUAGAAAAUAAUUUUGAAGUUUUAGUAGAUGGCUCUCAUCGUUGCUUUCAAGUAUAAAUAGUUAUAACGAAGCUUUUGAGCAAGUAAAUUGCAAGUACAAUUUAUUUUAACUGGGGUGCAUGCAGAAUGCCUUGAUUAAACCUUUUGUUUAUGUGUAUAAUAGGGCUGUAUCCAAACGCCAAAACCUAGAUCCAUUCUGGUGAUGCACACUCCUUUUUAUUUGCAAAAUCCUGGUAUAUCCCUGCUUGCAGUAGGAUUUUUUGUUUAAAUAAAGAUAACAAAUACA
Molecule: messenger RNA, 3434 nt
Organism: Cyprinus carpio (common carp)
Lineage: Eukaryota; Metazoa; Chordata; Actinopteri; Cypriniformes; Cyprinidae
Product: zinc finger protein 800-like
Source: RefSeq, a predicted model, not a curated record